CGUCUCUCUUCUGUCUUCGCGUCGCUCGUCCACGCAGAACCGCCUGUGUGUUUCUCGGACUCUCGGAGAAACCCUCUCCUCGCAGAUCCGUGGGUUUGCAGCAAGCCGGAGCGCUCAUCCUCGCAGAAGGCGGCGGCGGCGCCUCUCUCUCGCGAUCCACUCCGGCGUCGGCGGCUGCUCCAGAAGCAGAAGGCAGCACUGCAGGAGGCAUUCAAGAAGAAGACGAAGAAGCUUCUCCCCCUUGACCUCCAGCCCUAAGAAAAUCAGCGCAAUCAUCUGCCGCCUCACCAAGUACCAGUAAUUUGACGGAAAAGGACGAUCAAAGAGAAGUUGGUGGCUGAGCCUGAAGAAAAUCUGGAUGUGCUUGACAUUUAGAACUUACAACUUGUGAAAGGUGUCUGACAUAGAGUAUCCAAAAUUCAGCGCCAGGGAUCAGGGAGCAACCUACCUCAGGGUGGGGAGUUCGUUCCUUUUCCUGUAACAAGGAGGGUAAACUCCUAUUCCAUCAUGAUGGAAGAAGACAUGGAAAAUGGAAGGUCGUAUCAGGAAAGACGAAGAACUUUUGCUACAGUACGAAGUAGAUCAUCUGUACCACUGGUCUUCCGUAUGUUGAUGAGGAUAAAUCCCCGUGCCUUGAUUAUUCUUUUUCUUUUGGCCUUCAGUGGUGUUCUCUAUGUAGGAGCCAGUACAUCACCAAUUGUGGUAUUUGUGUUCUGUAUAUGUACUCUCAGUUUAUUCUUCUCUCUCUACCUCACAAAGUGGGUUCUUGCUAAGGAUGAAGGACCUCCAGAAAUGUCUGAGAUAUCUGAUGCCAUAAGAGAUGGUGCUGAAGGAUUUUUUAGGACACAGUAUGGAACUAUUUCUAAAAUGGCUUUUAUUCUGGCCUUUGUCAUCCUUGGCAUUUAUCUCUUUCGCACUACCACCCCGCAGCAGGAGGCAUCUGGCUUAGGAAGGGCAACAUCCGCAUAUAUCACAGUUGCUUCUUUUCUCCUUGGAGCUUUAUGUUCCGGAAUAGCUGGCUUUGUUGGGAUGUGGGUCUCUGUACGUGCAAAUGUUAGAGUUUCAAGUGCUGCUCGGCGCUCUGCAAGGGAAGCAUUGCAGGUUUUGUUCUGCAUCCUUGAUGUACUUUUCAUGUGUUUCUCCUACAUAGAGUUUCAGGUCAUGACUAAUUCCUCAAAACAGAUUGCUGUCCGUGCUGGUGGUUUCUCAGCCAUUGUGGUUGUUUGCAUGGCUGUAUUUGGCGUGGCAAUACUCUACUCAACAUUUUAUGUUUGGCUUGGAGUGGAUUCACCUGGUUCAAUGAAGGUUACUGACUUGCCCCUUCUCCUUGUGGGAUAUGGUUUUGGUGCCUCUUUUGUUGCCCUUUUCGCUCAGUUGGGUGGUGGGAUAUUCACGAAAGCUGCUGAUGUUGGAGCUGAUCUGGUUGGAAAAAUUGAGCAAGGAAUACCAGAAGAUGAUCCUCGCAAUCCUGCUGUCAUUGCUGACUUGGUUGGUGACAAUGUUGGAGAUUGUGCUGCCCGAGGUGCUGAUCUUUUCGAGAGCAUAGCAGCUGAAAUUAUCAGUGCAAUGAUCCUUGGAGGAACAAUGGCAAAACGCUGCAAAAUUGAGGACCCCUCUGGCUUUAUUCUGUUUCCGCUUGUUGUCCAUUCAUUUGAUCUGGUGGUGUCAUCAGUUGGAAUACUCUCAAUCCGAGGAACACGUGACUCUGGAAUAAUUUCCCCUAUUGAAGAUCCCAUGACAAUUAUGCAGAAAGGCUAUUCUAUUACUAUUAUGCUUGCUGUUGUUACGUUUGGAGUGUCUACCCGUUGGCUUCUGUACACUGAACAAGCACCUUCUGCAUGGCUAAAUUUUGCGUUGUGUGGUUUGGUGGGGAUCAUCACAGCAUAUGCUUUUGUUUGGAUUUCCAAGUACUACACAGAUUAUAAACAUGAGCCAGUCCGCCUUUUAGCUCUUUCAAGUUCCACAGGACAUGGAACUAAUAUUAUUGCUGGAGUAAGUUUGGGACUGGAAUCAACAGCCCUACCAGUUCUAGUGAUAAGUGUAGCCAUUAUAUCAGCGUUUUGGCUGGGGCAGACCUCUGGCUUGGUGGACGAGUCUGGCAACCCAACUGGCGGUCUUUUUGGGACAGCUGUAGCUACAAUGGGGAUGCUUAGCACAGCAGGGUAUGUUCUUACAAUGGACAUGUUUGGUCCUAUAGCUGACAACGCUGGUGGUAUCGUGGAGAUGAGUCAGCAGCCUGAAAGUGUCAGGGAAAUCACAGACGUUCUAGAUGCUGUGGGCAACACAACGAAAGCUACUACAAAGGGAUUUGCCAUAGGGUCAGCAGCAUUGGCUUCCUUCCUCCUGUUCAGUGCAUAUAUGGAUGAAGUAGCUGCGUUUGCUCAAUCGCCAUUUAAGGAGGUUGACAUAGCAAUCCCAGAGGUGUUUGUUGGUGGUUUACUAGGCUCGAUGCUUAUAUUUCUGUUUAGUGCAUGGGCUUGUUCAGCAGUUGGCAAAACGGCACAGGAAGUUGUUAAUGAGGUCAGGAGACAAUUUAUUGAGAGACCUGGUAUUAUGGACUACAAAGAGAAACCUGAUUAUGGACGUUGUGUUGCAAUUGUGGCAUCAGCAUCCUUGAGAGAAAUGAUAAAACCUGGGGCUUUAGCAAUUAUUUCACCCAUGGCCGUUGGUGUCAUCUUUCGAAUUUUGGGCCACUACACUGGCCAGCCUCUUCUUGGAGCUAAAGUUGUAGCCGCGAUGCUUAUGUUCGCAACUGUUUCUGGUAUUCUAAUGGCACUCUUCUUGAAUACCGCCGGAGGCGCCUGGGAUAAUGCUAAGAAGUACAUUGAGACUGGUGCUCUUGGUGGCAAAGGCAGUGAGGCUCACAAGGCUGCGAUUACUGGUGAUACGGUUGGAGAUCCAUUCAAGGACACAGCUGGGCCUUCGCUUCAUGUUCUUAUUAAGAUGCUGGCUACAAUCACAUUAGUCAUGGCUCCAAUAUUCUUGUGAUUGACCAACCACAUACCAAGCUUGCCAUUAACCCUGCGGAGAUGUAUCUAUGCGCAUUGUAGAUGAGGUAUUAUUUACCUGACUGGUAUGUAAUGAUUCAUUACUUUUAGUACGCUCCUACCACUUGAUGUAUCGAAAGAACCCCCUCGACAAAUUUCAUAGUUGAUAUUGUACGGAUGAUGCAAACAUCGGAGAAUACAUAUAUUGUGACAGAGGACUGGACUAUUCAAGCGAAUGUUUUGUUAAUUUA
Phragmites australis (common reed) is the source of this 3238-nucleotide messenger RNA. RefSeq names its product pyrophosphate-energized membrane proton pump 3-like. The coding region runs from base 508 to 2988 and encodes 826 amino acids. Gene Ontology annotation, molecular function: diphosphate hydrolysis-driven proton transmembrane transporter activity; inorganic diphosphate phosphatase activity. The record is from RefSeq and is a predicted model, not a curated record. Gene Ontology annotation, biological process: proton transmembrane transport. Gene Ontology annotation, cellular component: membrane. The transcript is spliced from 15 exons. Lineage: Eukaryota; Viridiplantae; Streptophyta; Magnoliopsida; Poales; Poaceae.